This is a messenger RNA of Lucilia sericata (common green bottle fly), 7186 nucleotides long. It is a transcript of the gene MRP, whose product is annotated as multidrug resistance-associated protein 1. The transcript is spliced from 14 exons. Gene Ontology annotation, cellular component: membrane. The record is from RefSeq and is a predicted model, not a curated record. The coding region runs from base 319 to 4971 and encodes 1550 amino acids. NCBI's taxonomy places the organism in Eukaryota, Metazoa, Arthropoda, Insecta, Diptera, Calliphoridae. Gene Ontology annotation, biological process: transmembrane transport. Gene Ontology annotation, molecular function: ATP binding; ATP hydrolysis activity; ABC-type transporter activity.
AGUUAAUGCGCGGAGCUCAAGCGCGUCGGUUUAGUGGAAAACUCUCGGUGGUAAUUUAAAACGAAACGAAAACGUUAAAAGUGUAAAAGUAAUAAAAUAGUGGUGAAAUAACAAAUGUUAUAAAAGAUACUUUUUUAUAUAAAAGAUAGAGAUUUUACACGUUGUUGCUAUAGUAAGACUAGGACCGGGCGCGGGUGCUGUUUUACUGAACAAAUAAACAAUAUAAAUUCAAUCAAACCCAUUAAUAUUGGCAGCAGUAAAAUAGACACAAUUUUACACACAACAGGUUUGGUCGAUAAUUAAAGAAAAAACGACACCAUGGCCAACAAUUCUCAUCCUAUGGAUGAGUUUUGUGGUUCCAAAUUCUGGGAUUCAGCAGAAACAUGGAAUACAGAAGAUCCGGAUUUUACCCCUUGCUUCGAGCAGACUGUAUUAGUAUGGGCACCAUGUGCCUUCCUUUGGUUAUUUAGUAUAUUUGAUUUUUACUAUCUGAAGGCCAGUUUAGAUAAGAAUAUACCAUGGAAUAAACUAAAUAUAAGUAAACUACUGCUGACCUUGUCUUUGUUGGUGCUAACUGCUGUCGAUUUUAUUAUGGCUAUGGUCUAUAAAGCAGACAAUGAUACGGCAGAUCUUAUCUAUCCCGUUCAUAUAUGGACGCCAGUGAUUAAAUUUGCAACAUUUAUACUCAUUUUAAUAUUCAUUCCUCUAAAUCGCAAAUAUGGCAUCCAAACAUCUGGCUGUCAAUUUUUAUUUUGGUUCUUCUUAACCAUUCUAUCGAUAGCACGUUGUCGCACCGAGGUAAGAGGUGAAAAACUUCGUGCCGACGCUAUUGAAGCUGAUCCUAAUGCUGACUUUUCAUGGGAGGAAUAUCAAUAUGUCAGCUUUAUGAUAUACUUUGCCUUCUGCUGUGGCAUGUUGGUCCUCAAUUGUUUCGCCGAUGCCAAACCACGUCUCACCAAAUACGAACGUUCGGAUAAUGAAAUUCCAGAAGUUUCGGCCAGUUUCUUGUCACGCAUUACGUAUCAAUGGUUUGAUGGCAUGGCCUGGCGUGGCUAUCGCAAUCCUUUGGAAGAGAAAGAUCUGUGGGAUCUCAAUCCUCAGGAUAGUUGCAAAGAAGUUAUGCCCAUUUUCGCUUACUAUUGGAAUAAAAAUGUGCGUAAAUAUUUUAAAACAGAGCCCAAUCAACCUAAAGUACAGUUUAGCAAAGACAAGGUAACGUUUGAAAAUCCUCAUGGCCCCAAGACGGGUAAGAAGAAGGGAACCGUUUCGAUUAUGCCACCUAUAGUUAGAUCAUUUGGCGGUGUGUUCCUAUUCGGCUCUAUGAUGAAAUUAUUUACCGAUAUCUUGACAUUUGCCCAGCCACAAGUAUUGCGUUUGAUUAUUGGUUUUGUUGAAGACUCCGCCGAAGAAGAUGGCGCCACUAAACAAGCCGAAUGGAAGGGUAUUUUCUAUGCUGUUUUACUUUUCGUAUUGGCUGCCACCCAAACUAUUAUUUUGGGUCAAUAUUUCCAUCGCAUGUUCACUGUAGGUUUACGUAUUCGUACCGCUUUGAUUAAUGCCAUUUAUCGUAAGGCUUUAGUCAUUUCAAAUGCCACCCGUAAAGAGUCAACUGUUGGUGAAAUUGUCAACUUAAUGGCUGUGGAUGCUCAACGUUUUAUGGAUUUAACCACCUACUUGAAUAUGUUAUGGUCGGCACCUUUACAAAUUGGUUUGGCUUUGUUCUUCUUGUGGCAGUUGUUGGGUCCCUCUGUAUUGGCCGGUCUUGCUGUGAUGAUUAUUUUAAUUCCCGUCAAUGGUGUCAUUGCCAAUCGCAUUAAAACCUAUCAAAUUAGACAAAUGAAGUACAAGGAUGAACGUGUUAAGUUGAUGAAUGAAGUUUUGAGCGGUAUUAAGGUUCUAAAAUUAUACGCCUGGGAGCCCAGUUUUGAAAAGCAAGUUUUGGAAAUUCGUGAAAAAGAAAUUGCCACCUUAAAAUCCACAGCCUACUUAAAUGCCAGUACAUCAUUUUUAUGGUCUUGUGCUCCAUUCUUGGUCUCAUUGGUCACAUUUGCCACUUAUGUAUUAAUUGAUGAAAAUAAUGUACUCGAUGCAACUAAAACAUUCGUAUCAUUAUCAUUAUUUAAUAUUUUACGCUUUCCAUUAACUAUGUUACCCAUGUUGAUAUCAAAUAUGGUUCAAACUCAAGUUUCGGUGCAACGUAUUAACAAAUUCAUGAACAGUGAAGAGUUAGAUCCCAAUAAUGUACAACAUGAUCCCAAAAAACCCAAUCCCUUGUCCAUUGUUAAUGGUUCAUUCUCCUGGGGCGAUGAUGAUGUUACCUUGAAGAAUAUUAAUAUUGAAGUUAAAAAGAAUACUUUGUGCGCCAUUGUGGGUACAGUAGGUUCGGGUAAAUCUUCGGUGAUACAAGCUUUCUUGGGUGAAAUGGAAAAAAUAUCGGGUAGUGUUAAUACUGUAGGCUCUAUAGCAUAUGUGCCACAACAGGCUUGGAUUCAGAAUGCCACUUUGAGAGAAAAUAUUUUGUUUGGCAAGGAAUACGAUCGCAAGCGUUAUAAUCGUGUCAUUGAUGCCUGUGCCUUAAGAGCUGAUAUUGAUAUGCUGUCGGCUGGCGAUAAAACUGAAAUUGGUGAAAAGGGUAUUAAUUUAUCAGGUGGUCAAAAACAACGUAUUUCCUUGGCUCGUGCUGUGUACAGUGAUGCUGAUCUUUACUUUUUGGAUGAUCCUCUUAGUGCCGUCGAUUCUCAUGUGGGCAAACAUAUUUUCGAAGAAGUUGUGGGACCCAAGGGUUUAUUAGCUAAGAAGACUAGAAUUUUAGUUACUCAUGGUAUUACCUUCCUGCCACAGACCGAUAAUAUUUAUGUCAUGAAAAUGGGUGAAAUUAGUGAAUAUGGCACUUAUCAGGAAUUGCUAAAUAAAAAGGGUGAUUUCUCCGAUUUCCUUUUGCAACAUAUCCAGGAGGGUAAUGAAGAAGUUGAAGACUUGGAUGUUAUUAAACAACAAUUGGAGGGCACUCUACAAUCGGAUGAACUUAAAGGCAAAUUUGAGAAAGUUAUUAAAUUGGCUAGAACUGAAAGUUUAUCAGAUUCUGUUUCUGUACGUUCCUUUGAAAGUGGCAGAAGUAGUUUAAGACGCCGCCGCAUUGAUAGACAAGAUUCGCAGACAUCUAUGAUUUCAGCCACAUCCAAAACGAAAUUACAAAUUGAAGAAGAAGGCAAACUUAUAGAAACUGAAAAGUCACGUACUGGUGGUGUUGAAUUUGCCGUUUACAAACAUUACAUUAAAAGUGUGGGCAUUUUCCUUUCUAUGGCUACUUUAAUUUUGAACUUUGUAUUCCAAGCAUUCCAAAUCGGUUCAAAUCUAUGGUUGACCAAAUGGUCCAACGACAAACUUGUGAGCAAUGAUACCGGCCUAAGAGACAUGUAUUUGGGUGUUUAUGGUGCCUUUGGUUUUGGCCAAGUGAUAGCACGUUAUUUAUCGGGCCUAUUUUUGGCACUGGGUUGUUUACAUAGUUCCAUGGAAGUUUUUGUUAAACUCUUGGCAAUGAUAUUCAAAUGGCCAAUGGAACUAUUCGAUAUAACACCACAGGGCCGCAUUAUAAGUCGUUUCUCCAAAGAUAUCGAUACUUGUGAUACAGUAUUACCAUCUGUUUUUCAACAAUUUUUAUCAACAUGUUUUUCGGUUUUAGCUACCAUUGUUGUCAUUAGUAUGACUACACCGAUUUUCAUGGCUGUAAUUAUACCCAUUGCAUUUUUGUACUAUUUUGCCCAACGUUUUUAUGUGGCAACAUCACGUCAAUUGAUGCGUUUGGAAUCGGUAUCAAGAUCUCCAAUUUAUUCGCAUUUCGGAGAAACCGUUACGGGUGUUUCGACAAUUCGUGCUUAUUCGGUGCAAGAUAGAUUUAUCGAUGAAUCCGACACUAAAGUGGACAAAAAUCAAGUUUGCAAAUAUCCCUCACUCAUUGCCAAUCGUUGGUUGGCCAUACGUCUCGAAAUGGUGGGUAAUCUAAUCAUUCUAUUCGCCUCAUUGUUUGCAGUUUUGGGCGGUCAGAAAAAUGCCGGUUUAGUUGGUCUUUCCGUAAGUUAUGCCCUGCAAGUAACACAAACAUUGAAUUGGUUGGUGCGUAUGUCCUCAGAUAUUGAAACAAAUAUUGUGGCCGUCGAACGUAUUAAGGAAUAUGGUGAAACUAAACAAGAAGCACCAUGGGAAUUGGAAAAUUCUAAAGUACCCAAAAAUUGGCCACUCGAAGGUGAAGUGGUAUUUGAGAACUUCAAAGUGCGCUAUCGUGAGGGUUUGGAUUUGGUAUUGCGCGGCAUUAGUUUUAAGAUAGCCGGUGGAGAAAAAGUCGGUAUUGUGGGACGUACUGGUGCUGGUAAAUCCAGUUUGACUUUGUCCUUGUUCCGUAUUAUUGAAGCUGCUGGUGGCCGUAUUCUUAUCGAUGGCAUCGAUAUUGCUACUAUGGGCUUGCAUAUGUUACGUUCCCGCUUAACUAUUAUACCCCAAGAUCCUGUUCUCUUUUCGGGCUCUUUGCGCAUUAACUUAGAUCCCUUCGAAGUUAAGAGUGAUGCUGAAAUUUGGAAAGCUUUGGAAUUGUCUCAUUUAAAGGCUUUCGUUAAAUCACUGCCUGCCGGUUUGAAUCAUGAAAUUUCCGAAGGUGGUGACAAUUUAUCGGUGGGUCAACGUCAGCUGGUGUGUUUGGCACGUGCCUUAUUGCGUAAAACUAAAGUAUUAGUAUUGGAUGAAGCUACGGCGGCCGUCGAUUUAGAAACUGAUGAUUUAAUUCAGAAAACCAUACGUUCCGAAUUCAAGGAAUGCACUGUCCUAACCAUUGCCCAUCGUUUGAAUACAAUUUUGGACUCGGACAAAGUCAUUGUUUUGGAUAAGGGUGAAAUUUCAGAAUUUGAUUCUCCCGAAAAUCUAUUAAAUAACUCACAAUCUGCCUUCUAUAGUAUGGCCAAGGAUGCCAAUUUAGUGUAAUUUUUAAUUUCUAUUUCGAUUAAUUAAUUUCUUUUUUAUUACUUUUUUAAAAAUUAAUUUAUUUACUUAAAAUCAUGCCACCUUUGCUAACCGUUAAAUACCCUUUUGAAGAAAACAACCCUUAUACACAAAAGUUGAAAAAAGCAUGCCAAAAGUUUAAUAUGAUUUUUUACAAAAAAAAAACAAACAUUUUAAGCUAAUUUUUUUAUGUUAAAGUUAAAAGCAAAAACAAAAUGCCUUGAAGUAGAAUUUUAGUAAAAAAAGCUCGUUUCUACUAAUGUGGCUAGAGUUCAGUUUAUGUUGAAUCAUUAUGAAUUAAUGUUUUUUGUUUAGUUUUUUUAACUUUAGUUACUAAUAGUUUGCUAAAGUUUUUAUCUGUUAAAUAUUGUUUAGUUUAAAACUUUAUAUAGAAAUUUCUUUAUAUUUUUUAAGUUUUGGAAACUGUUUUGAUUUGUUUUUAUUUAAGGAUUUUGUGGAAAUUGAGUAUUUUUUUUUUGUACAAAAAUAUUAAAAUAAUUGUAACAAUAAAUUACAAACUGCCUUAAAUAUUAAGUACUUAACUGUUUUCUUGCUUUUUAAACAAACUUUUAUUUUUUUAAUUUUAUUUAAAAAAAAUACUCAUUUUUUACUAAAAUCCUUAAAAUUUUAUGUUAAAUUUCUGUUCAAUUUACUUUGAGUAUCUUUCAAAAUUUAUGUUUAUAAGUGUUUUUAUUAAUUUGUAAAAUUUUCAAAAAUUUUUUAAUAAUUUUUUUAAUUUUAUUUUUUUAUUAUUUUUAAAGACGUAAACGUUUUACCGGAACUUCAGAAAGUACAGUUUAACCUCAAACUAAUACAACCCAAAACCUAUUAAAACCAAAUUUAAAACAAAACUUGAAUAAAAACCUAAAAAAUCUUUUUGUUAAAAACUCUAGGAAAAUUAUUGUUAAUAGAUAGCAGGUUAAAAUAAAAUGAUUGGCUUAAAUAUGUUUGUAAAUUGCUACCUCAAUAAAAAAUAUUAUUGUUGUAUACAUGCUGGUGUGUAUAUAUAAGAAAAUAAAAAUUAAACUUAAAACUUAAAAAAAAAAUGGAAUUUGUAACCGAAUCGUUAAGUAAUGUAAUACUUUUUUAAAUCUUAAGAACUUCUUUAAAAGAGAUUAUAAACAUUUGUCACAAAAUGUUAAACCAAAGUUAGUUUAACUAAAGAUUUAAAACUGUUACUUAAUACUAAUGGAAAAUAUUCAAACUUUUGUCUUUUGAUAAAAAAGAUUUCAUUUAUUUUAUGAACAAAAACUGUUACAGGGAUUUUAGUUUUAAAAAAAUUUAACAAAAUUCUAAAAAGAAUUCCAACAAAGAUUUGGUUGCAAAAAAUAAAUUCCAAUAUUUAAAGAAAAACAAAAUAUAAAAUGUGUAUAAAAUUGGUGUUGUUUUUAUAAUAAGCAAGAAAAAAUUACUUUAACAAAAACUUUCCUAUACACAAACGUUUAAGAAACACAAAUUUCCAAAAUUUUUUAAUAAAUUUUAAAAAUUUUUAAAGAUUUUCUUAAACAAUUUUUGGAAAAUUGUUCUGUAUAGGAGAGCUAUUAAACAACAAAACAAAUUUACUUAAAACAAUUUAAAAAAAAAGAAAAUUAUUGAAUACUACUUAACUAACUCAUUUUUUAUAUAAAACUUAAACAAAACGGAAUUACUUAAUUUUUUUCUAACUAAGCCUAUAAUAAAGAAAGUUAAUGUAUUUAGCUAAAAAUCGAAAACUUUAUAUUUUUAUAAAACUAAAAAUAAAUUAAAACAAAAAAAACGUACUUUUUUAAGCUACUUUAUGUGUAAUAAAUAAUAAACCGCCGUCUUUAAUUAGUUUUGUUUAAAUUUCUUUAAACUAAUAAAACAAAGUGUUAAAUAUUAAAAAUAACUGUUAAACAAAUGUUAAAGAAACAACAAACUAUAUAUAACUAUUUAAUUACACACUGUGUUCAUUCAUUACUAAAUUUAGUGUAAUUGUUUUUUUUAAUAAAUUUAUUUUUUUUUUAAACUAAAAUCUAAAGAAAAAGAACACAAACAAACCCCAAAAAAGAAAUGCAAUAAAUCCCUAUAAAAAGUGUAAACAAAUUAAUUAAAUUGGUUAUUUUAAAAUAUACAUUUCUUAUUAUUAAGUUAACAACUUAUUUAAGUACUUAUGAUCAAUUCUAUUUUGUAAUAAUGGUAAUUUUUACAAAUAAAAAAUAAAUCAAUGAAUUACAAA